AUGCUCCUCGGCCUUGGAGUGGACCUUCUCUCUGUUCCCCGCCUUGAGGCUCUCAUCUCGCGCCGCACAGCUCAUCGCCUGGCCGAGCGCAUUUGCUCACCGCGUGAGCUCGAUGCAUUCGUCUCUCUUCCUUCGCGCUAUCACGACCCGUCAACCCUCCAGGCGCAACAAACACGCUUCCUCGCGUCUCGCUGGGCAGCCAAGGAGGCGGCGUACAAGGCGCUGCCGCGAUGGCCAACCGGCUGGGGGUGGAAGAAUCUCGAUCUGCAAUACACGGCGCGCGGCAGCCCCAUGCUCGAGCUCGUGCCCCCGCAAGGACGGGAUGCGGAGGCUGACCUCGAUCCUGCACGCGUCGGGCUCAUGCUGAGUCUGUCGCAUGACGCGGACAUGAUCGUUGCCGCGGUCGUCGCGCAGCGGGAGGGCGAUUAG
Molecule: messenger RNA, 429 nt
Organism: Cutaneotrichosporon oleaginosum
Lineage: Eukaryota; Fungi; Basidiomycota; Tremellomycetes; Trichosporonales; Trichosporonaceae
Biological process (GO): fatty acid biosynthetic process
Molecular function (GO): holo-[acyl-carrier-protein] synthase activity; magnesium ion binding
Source: RefSeq, a predicted model, not a curated record